UUUGUGCAGGAGUUUCUACGAGAGAUGUCAGACAAGGACGAGAAGAUCAACUCAUUGCGAGACAUGGGCUUUUCUGAAGAUGAAGCAAACAUGGCCAUUACGAUAUGCGGUGUGGAUGCUGAUCUCUCUGUAUUGGUCGACUCGAUUAGUGCAUCACAGGUUACAGAAGUUUGUCACUCUAGAAACUUAUCUGACCAUCAGGUUACAGCUAGAUGCUUCGAUUCCUUUGGAGGGAAAAAGAGGGCAAGAUUGAUUGAAGAGAGCAAGAAAAAGAGGAAGCGAUAUGGAGGUGGAGCACAAGGCAAACGACCUUCCUCGGAUGGCAGCGAUGAGGAAUCAAUGCCUCUCCCAAAUCCGAUGGUUGGGUUUAACCUUCCUGGUUAUAGGGGACCAUCAAUGACCCGAGUGCUUCCUGAACUGGCUACCGGACCACCUUAUUUCUACUAUGAAAAUGUGGCCAGAGCUCCGAAAGGUGUAUGGGCAAAAAUUACAAGAUUUCUGUUUGACAUCCAGCCUGAGUUUGUGGAUUCUCUUCAUCUGUGUGCAGCUGCCAGGAAAAGGGGAUAUAUCCACAAUUUGCCAACCGAGAACAGAUCACCGCUUCUCCCUCUGCCUCCAAAGACAAUUUUUGAGGCAUUCCCUCAUUACAAGAAGUGGUGGCCAUCCUGGGACCAGAGAACGCACUUCAAUUGCUUGCAAACAUGUACGGCAAGUGCACCGGUGACAGAACGGAUCCAGCAGAAACUUUCAAGCUCAGGCAAUCCACCACCUCAAAGUGUACAGAAAUAUGUCAGGCAUCAGUGCUCAAAAUGGAACCUUGUUUGGGUUGGCAAAGACAAAGCUGCUCCAUUGGAACCUCAUGAGAUGGAGUAUCUUCUUGGUUUCCCAAAGGACCACACAAGAGGCUUCGGCAAGACACAGAGAUACAAGUCUCUCGGCAACUCAUUCCAAGUCGACACGGUCGCUUACCACUUGUCAGUGCUGAGGGACAUGUUUCCCAAUGGUAUUACUGUGCUGUCCUUGUUCACCGGUAUCGGAGGAGGAGAGGUUGCCUUGCACAAGCUUGGGAUCCACAUGAGGGCAGUAGUUUCUAUUGAGAUAUGCAAAGCUAAUAGGAAGAUUUUGAGGAGUUGGUGGGAUCAGACCCAGACAGGGACAUUGAUUGAGAUUGAUGAUGUGAAAUCCCUCAAGGAUGAUGAAAUUGCAUCAUAUGUUCAUAGAUUUGGCGGCUUCGACUUGGUGAUUGGGGGCAGCCCAUGUAACAAUCUUGCCGGAAGCAACCGACACCAUCGUGAUGGCUUGGAGGGCGAGCACUCAUCUUUGUUCUAUGACUACUUUAGGAUCUUGAAUUCCGUCAAGUCGGCUAUGGCGAACAUGUAGCCUAAUCGCUGUAGUACCUAUGCUAUCGUUUAAUGCUUAUAUCUAGGAACUGUAACCGAUCUGUGUUUAAACAUUGAGUUGAUGUGGAGGAUGUUUAUUGGGGAGAAAGAUCACAUUAACAUUUA
Molecule: messenger RNA, 1505 nt
Organism: Aegilops tauschii subsp. strangulata
Lineage: Eukaryota; Viridiplantae; Streptophyta; Magnoliopsida; Poales; Poaceae
Source: RefSeq, a predicted model, not a curated record